AUGGUAAAUCAAAAAGAAAGCCACAAAUCAAAGAAUACUGAUCAAGAAAAGGAAAAUGCUCCGAACAGAAAACGUAAAUCAUCUGACUCUCAUUCUGGCUCAGCCGCUCAGAAACCCAAGACCAAAUGGACAGCUGAUGGUGAUAACUACCCUUGUAUCUAUAAUGAACUGGGAGCCCCUCGUGUCAUGGUUACAAGUCACAUUGAGAAUCAUCCUACAAAGGACAGUCCAAAGAAAAACCAAACAAGCAAGUAUGCAUUCUUAAAAGGCGAUGAUGACUUUAUAAGACGGAGAAAAAAAGUUCCAGAAGUUUCCAGAAAUAAAUCAGAAAGUUUGUGGAAACGGCUGGAUCUUGGAAACAAAAGUUUGAAGGAAGGAAUAUUAGGACAGAUAUUAAACCGAGGUGUUGUAAUUCUUCGGUUAUCAAGGGCACAGAUCUCAUCACCCAUUUACACAGGGCUUACUAGUGUCUUCAGUUCUACUAAAUUAUCUAAACUUCAAUAUCUCGAUCUGAGCAUGACCUGUGUUUCUGUUCAGGAAUUAUACCAAUCUGCUUCCUUGUUUAUAAUUGCUGCAUUCUCUCUCUCUCUCUCUCUAUCUCCUAUUCUCUUCUCUCUCUCUCUCUCUCUCCUAUUCUCUUCUCUCUCUCCUAUUCUCUUCUCUCUCUCUCUCCUCUUCUCUCUCUCUCUCUCUCUUCUCUUCUCUCUCUCUCUCUCCUAUUCUCUCUCUCUCUCUCUCUCUCCUAUUCUCUUCUCUCUCUCUCUCUCUCCUAUACUCUCUUCUCUCUCCUAUACUCUCUUCUCUCUCCUAUACUCUCUCUCUCUCUCCUAUUCUCUUCUCUCUCUCCACCAUCCCCACCCCAAAUAUAUUUUUUUUCCCCCCUUUUGA
Molecule: messenger RNA, 888 nt
Organism: Acanthosepion pharaonis
Lineage: Eukaryota; Metazoa; Mollusca; Cephalopoda; Sepiida; Sepiidae
Source: the annotation of a GenBank genome assembly